AUGAAGCUAGACACCAAGUCCCUCCGAUACCUCAACCCUACCGACUGGCGCACCCUGACGGCCGUGGAGACGGGAAGCCGGAAUCAUGAAGUCGUCCCAACCCCACUUAUCGCCAACCUCUCUAAAUCCAGUCUGGGCGAUGUGCAACGGAGCAUCUCCUUGCUCGCCAAAGCGAAUCUUAUUGCAAAGGUCAAGAAUGCGAAAUACGAUGGCUAUAGACUGACCUACGGUGGGCUCGACUAUCUUGCGCUUCACUCCUUGCAAAAGAAUAACACAGUCUAUGGCGUGGGCAAUCAGAUUGGGGUCGGCAAAGAGAGUGACAUAUUCGUUGUCAGCGAUGAGAAGGGCGAACAACGGGUGCUGAAAAUUCAUCGUCUGGGUAGAGUGAGCUUCAAAAAAGGCGUGCGGAAUAAACGGGACUACGCCAAAACGAAGGCUCAGAAAGAGAGAGGUGCUGGCAGUUGGAUGUACAUGUCACGGCUGGCUGCUGUCAAAGAGUUUGCCUUUCUGCAAGCCCUGCACGAUGCGGGCCUGAGCGUCCCAACCCCACUAGGCCAGAAUCGACACCAGCUGGUCAUGUCAUUGAUUGAUGGGUUUCCACUGCGACAGAUUGAAAAGGUUCCAGACCCAGCAGGACUGUAUGCGGAGCUGAUCGAGAUGGUGGUGCGCUUAUGCUCUCUGGGGCUGAUACACGGCGAUUUCAAUGAGUUCAACAUCCUCAUCAAGGAAGAAGAGCAAGGCGAAGACAUCAAGCUGGUGCCGGUCUUGAUAGACUUUCCUCAGAUGGUCAGCGUGGAUCACCCAAACGCGGAGUUCUAUUUCGACAGGGAUGUGGAAUGCGUGAAACGGUUCUUUGCAAGGCGGUUUGGAUUUAUCAGCACGGAUAGUGGCCCUCUCUUCAAGGAUGCCAGACGCUUGGUUGGCAAGGAUGGUAACAGACGCCUUGAUAUCGAGGUCGAAGCCUCCGGGUUCUCCCGGAAGAUGGCCAAAGAACUCGAGGCCUACAUGAAAGAACACGGCGUGGACGGCGAUGCAAAAGGGGAUGAGACAAAGGAUGUUGACUCAAGCGGCUCCGAGGAUGAAGAGCACGAUAACAAUGAAGAUGCCGAUAGCGAAGAUCCUGCAGGCAACCAAGUCUCCGACACAGGUUGA
Messenger RNA from Fonsecaea multimorphosa CBS 102226, 1152 nucleotides. RefSeq lists its product as uncharacterized. The transcript has a single exon. Bases 1 to 1152 code for a protein of 383 amino acids. Lineage: Eukaryota; Fungi; Ascomycota; Eurotiomycetes; Chaetothyriales; Herpotrichiellaceae. Gene Ontology annotation, cellular component: cytosol; nucleus; preribosome, small subunit precursor. Gene Ontology annotation, biological process: maturation of SSU-rRNA; protein phosphorylation. Gene Ontology annotation, molecular function: ATP binding; protein serine/threonine kinase activity. The record is from RefSeq and is a predicted model, not a curated record.